Linum tenue is the source of this 925-nucleotide messenger RNA. The record is from the annotation of a GenBank genome assembly. Lineage: Eukaryota; Viridiplantae; Streptophyta; Magnoliopsida; Malpighiales; Linaceae.
UUUCAACAGAGUUCUUAUUAUUGAUGAAUGUAACACAAAAUCACUGUCUUUAUACUUCCAACAGAGCAAAAUACUUCGCACCCUCUCGACCAGAUAAGUAGCAAAGAGUUACAUGCACUACAAUGAUAAAAAACAGAGAGUGAAAUCACCUAAAAACACACACAUCGAAACGCAACGUAAUAAAAACAUAAACCACAACAACAGAGAGAGAAAUCGAAGAUUUCGAAAAAAAAAACGGAUAAUUAUUGAUUCAAACCCAAUCCAUGUGGUUGGAGUCAACCGAUUUAGUCAAAGCAAAAGUGAGCGCCAUGGCCACCCACCCGCCAACCAAAACCCUCAUCGACGACUUAACAACAGGAGCUUUCCCCAGCACGGCUCCAACCCAACCGAACACCACCAGCGCCAAGCUCACCGCGCCAAACAUCACUCCGAUCCUCACCUUAUACUCCUUGAUGAAAGCGGCCGCCAGCAACGGCACCAUCGCCCCCACCGAGAACGCCAGCCCCGACGCCGCCGCCGCCUGCAUGGGGUUCGGCAGCCCCUCCUCUCCCUCUCCCUCAGCCCCUCCGCCGCCGCCGCCUCUCUCCUGGUCCCGCUUCAUCUGGGCCACCUCGAUGUCGUACUGAGAGUAGACCGAGACGAACUCGCCGAUGGCCAUGCUGCAGGCCCCAGCCACCAGGCCCGCGAACCCGGUCAGGAUCAUGGCCUUCACGUCCUGCCUCACCGCCCCCACGCCCAUCAUCAGGGAGGCCGUGGAGACCAGCCCGUCGUUGGCUCCCAGCACCGCGGCUCGGAGCCACUGAGCCCUCUUGGCGUAAUCGAACUGCUCGUCUUCCUCCUCCUCCCUCCUCUCCUCUAUCUUGACGGAGAGUAUGGGCGACGGUUGGAGUUGGUUGUUGUUGGUGGCCAUUUUUGGGGGGAAGGA